Phytophthora nicotianae INRA-310 is the source of this 2744-nucleotide messenger RNA. RefSeq lists its product as hypothetical. The transcript has a single exon. Gene Ontology annotation, biological process: intra-Golgi vesicle-mediated transport. Gene Ontology annotation, cellular component: Golgi membrane. NCBI's taxonomy places the organism in Eukaryota, Oomycota, Peronosporomycetes, Peronosporales, Peronosporaceae. The record is from RefSeq and is a predicted model, not a curated record. Bases 427 to 2613 code for a protein of 728 amino acids.
GCGUCAGCAUCGAUUACAACAUGGAUACACUAGAUUUCACGCGACAAAUUGAGGUCGUACCGAUCACGGAGACGUGUGUCGACAACACCCGACAGCUAGAUGCAGCCGAAGACGCCGUAUGGCCGCUCUGGCGCAGCGUCCGCAUCGCCAAUACUCCCCUUCGCAUUGCCAUCGUUCACUUUUGCAUUGAAAUGCAGCAAUCGUUUUGUUCCUAUAUAGAGACAACCCUCUACAAAAGCACAUCUUGUAAUAGCUCUGAACAAAUCGCCAAACGCAGCAAAAGAGAGAAGCUUCGACGGCAGAAGCUCUCUUCAAGUCUCUCGCCUGCCCCCUACAGGUCCUCUCAAUCCCCCAUCUGCUGUAUAUCUCCUCCAUAGAUCUAUAUCUACUUUAUACUAGUGUUUUCGGGCGAAAAUUUGCUGUUAAAUGGCUCAAGUAGCUGGCGAUAAGGUUAUGACGGAGGAGUCGACAGCGACGCCUCCAGGCAGCAGCGGGGGCGAUAGCCGUCCGCGUCAUCGCUCAUCUGCCAGUCGACAGAGUGUGCUACCAGUGCUGCAGUUCUGGAAGGCCUUCGAUCUCGACAGUAAACGCGUAUUGUUGGAUUCACAGGGCAGCACGAUGAAGAGCGAGAAAGAUGCGAGUGUUCGCUCCCGUAAGAAGCUGGCAGAGACCACCAAGCAAUUCCGACGACUAGCUACUGAUGCUGACAAGGCAGCGGGUGCAGGGCCUCUUCUCAAGGCUUACCAAGAGGAGAUAGACAAUUUGACACGACGAGCCAAGUUCUCAGAGAACGCCUUCUUCCAGCUGUAUAAAGGUCUCUAUGCUGCUCCUGACCCCGCUCCAGCUUUAGCAAUGGUAGCGUCAAGCUCUGGAACCGACGAAUUAGCGGAGGAGAACAAGAAAUUGAAGCGGGAGCUUAAGGAAUACGCGGCCGAGUUCGCCUCAUUGAAGAACCAGGAUAUCACUAUUCGGAAUUUAGAGGAGCAGGUCGCUGCUGCUAAGAGAGAACGGGAGGAUGCAGUGCAUCAGCAAGUAGAGAAACGUACGAGAGAACUCGAAGAUCAGCUGGAAAACGCUCGACUGGAGUGGGCGCAACAGCGUCGCGACUACGAGCGACAACUGGAAGCUUCUCGUGCUGAGCUGCGUGAGGCGUUUGCCAAGAUGGAUGCGAUGCAGUCUGAUUUGUUUGCACACAAGCAGCGUUCCGGACUGGCUCGCAAUGCUCUUGACGCCGAGAUGGAAGCUAUCUCGCAGGACUCGCUGCUGACGCAGACGCUGCAGUUGGAGAAUGUUCAGCUCAAGAAGCAGCUGGAAGAGUUACUCAGUGCUUCAUCGCCGUCUGAGAUUUUUAAUGCCCAAUCAUCAGCGCUUCCAAGCGAUGACACAGGGAGCGAAAGCUUACAGUCAGCGAGGGAGAUGCAGGCGGAACAAGAUGCUGUCGUCGCUGCACUGCGUCAAGAAGUAUUCCGUCUGAAAGAGGCCCACGCAACGGCGAGUGUAGCUGCAGUAGAGGAAGCGAAGCGACUGAAAACUGCGUUGGAGAAUGCUCAACAAAAGCAGAAGGAUCUCGAAGCAGAGUUGGCGGCGCGUCCAACAAUCGAGAAGUUCCAUGAGGUGACACGGAAGCUGCGAGUUCUGCAACAAUUGGAGUACAAUAUUGUCGACGAGGACGACGACAAAAGCAAAACUUCUUCGGCAGAUGCAGCAGAGAGCACCGGCGCUGUAGAUGGUUUGGAAGCAGCUACUGUCGAGGUGGAACAAAUCCUUGUGUCUCGCGUACGUCGUCUAGAACACUCGCUACAGGAAUGCGAGCGGACGCUUCAAACUAGAACGACGCAACUGCAAACUGUUCAAGGUGAACUUCACGAUCGCAACGAUAAAAUUCGAGAACAAGCGACUCUUAUUCGCAACCUCGAGGAGAAUGUAGCGGCUUUGGAAAAGGCUCGACGGAACCGCACGUCCGGUGUAAUUGGUGGUGAUAUCGGAUCGGAGAUCCUCAUGGAUGCCAUGGAGGACCAAUUUACUGGAACUUCGGGCUCCUCACGGGGUAAUGGGGUAGCAACAACAGCAGACACGGCGUCCUCUAGUGCGAACCCUUCGUCUGACAGCAAGAUGCUGGAGAUCGUUCGAGGCCAGCGUGACCGCUUCCGUGAGCGUAUGAAAGAGUUGCAGAGCGAGAAGAACCGCGUCGAAGAGCUCGCGCAGUCGUACAAGAGCACGGUGGCGCGUCUCGAAACGGACAACAUGCAGCUGUACCACAAGAUCCGGUAUCUGCAGAGUUACGGUGGUGACAAGUCUGGCGGCGCUCGCAUUAAGCCGAACUUUACUGCACUGGAAGAUGGCAGUGCAGGCGCGUAUGAUGUCGAAGAGCGUUACCGUGGAAUGUACGAGGAGAAGAUGAAUCCGUUCGUGCAAUUUAACAAGAUGGAGAACCAGCAGCGUUUCACCAAUCUCAACCCGGUGGAUAAAAUCCUGCUGACAAGCGCCAAGCUGCUAUUGGGACACCGCAUCACUCGCAACAUGGCGUUCGGCUAUAUCCUGCUGCUGCACUUCCUCGUGGUGGCCACGCUCUAUUCGUUCAUGCACGUCUGCGGAGUUUCCAACGACUCGUAGGCAAAAACUUGCAACUUUUUACAAAAGAAACAAAUUGCAUACGAAAAGUUGCAUGUUGAAGUGAUCCAAGUAGCAAUUAACUACGAUUUAUCUAAAUCUGAGUGAAUUACGGACAAUUAUCAUCGGGGCAA